GGAAAGGCUGGCCGCCGCGCCGGAGGCGGAGUCCGCGGGGAAAACGAAACCGAGAGUAAGCGGCCCAGACCUGCAGGGCUUCGGACACGGCGGCAGCUCGAGGUUACCGGAAGGAGAAAUGGCCAAUGAUCUUUCACCAGGUUUCUACUUAGAUGCACUUAAUAAAUACCGUCAGAAGAACAAUGUAAAAGUUGAGUAUCGUGAACUGUCUAAGACAGGACCUUCACAUGACUUAAGGUUUAAAUUUCAAGUUAUAAUAAAUGAAAGAGAAUUUCCAGAAGCUGAAGGCAGAUCAAAGAAAGAAGCAAAAAAUGCUGCAGCCAAAUUAGCGAUUGGAAUACUUAAUGAAGCAAAAGAGGAAGUUAGUUCUUUAUCACUGUCGUCUUUAACAGAUACUUCUGAUGAUUUAUCUGGUGGGAAUUACAUAGGCCUUGUUCAUAGGAUUGCCCAAAAGGCAAGACUGUCUGUGAAUUAUCAAGAACGUGAAUGGGACAAGACUGGGCCCAAAAGAUUUUAUUGUAAAUGCAAAAUUGGAGAGAAAGAAUUUGGUGAAGCUACAGGUCCUACCAAACAGAAGGCAAGACAAUUGGCUGCUAAACGUACAUAUGAAUGUAUACUAUCAGAAAAAACCUCAAAGAAAGAUGAUUCAGCCCUUGGCCUUUCCCCGGCUGGGUCCAGUGACUGUAGAAGCAAUUCCUCGAUGAUUGAUUCUGAAAGUGAAAAUGGCUUUUCAGCAAGUGGAUCAGAAAGAAAGGAUAACAGUUUUGCCAGUUCUCCAUCUUUUAUGAGUAGUUCCAGAAAAAGUCUGGGGAAGGUGAAAAUAAAUUUGGCACCUAAAUUUGAUUCUCCUAGAAAGGAGCAUACUACAGACGACAGGUUUAUCAAGGAUUUUCCAGAAAUAACACCAAUUGGCUCAGGUGGAUAUGGCGAUGUUUUCAAAGCAAAACACAGAAUUGAUGGGAAGACUUAUGUUAUUAAACGUGUUAAAUAUGAUAGUGAGAAGGUAGAACGUGAAGUAAAAGUCUUGGCAACACUUAGUCAUCCAAAUAUUGUUCGCUACUAUAAUAGUUGGGAUGGACUCGAUUAUAUUUGUUCGGAAGGCAUCAACGGAAGAGUAAAGACUAAGUGCCUUUUCAUCCAAAUGGAAUUAUGUGAUAAAGGAACAUUGGAAGGCUGGAUCGACAGCAGAAGAGGCAAGAGUCCAAACAAAUAUCCAUCUUUGGAAUUAUUUGAGCAAAUAGCCAUAGGAGUGGAUUACAUACAUUCAAAACAGUUAAUUCAUAGAGACCUUAAGCCAAGUAACAUAUUUUUAGUAGAUACAAAACAAAUAAAGAUUGGAGACUUUGGACUUGUAACAUUCCAGGAAUAUUCUAGAACGCGGUCAAGUGGUCAGGGAACACCAUUAUACAUGAGCCCAGAACAGGUCUCUUCAGCAGAAUAUGGGAAUGAAGUGGACAUCUUUGCUUUAGGCCUAAUUCUUGCAGAGCUUCUGUACAUAUGUCCCACGCGUUUCGAAACAAUGACGAUUUUCAAAGCUCUACGGGAUGGCCAUAUCCCAGAUAUAUAUGAUGACAAAGAAAAAAUUCUUCUACAGCAAUUAGUCUCAAAGGAACCCAGGAAACGCCCUAAAACAGGUCAAAUAUUGAAGACUCUGAAUGAGUGGAAGAAUGCUCCAAAGAGACCAAUGAGAUGCACGUGGUAGCGCCUUUCUAAGAAAGUAAUCUGCUUCUGAUGCUCCAUUUUCCUGUAACUGGCAAAACUCUGUUCGGAGUAUCAGUGGUGUUUACCUGUUAUUUUCAUUUUUCCCUUAAUUUUUAAAAAUCCUCACCUACGGAUAUGUUUUAUUGAUUUUAGAGAGAGAAGAAGGGGGAGAGAAAGAGAA
Molossus molossus (Pallas's mastiff bat) is the source of this 1882-nucleotide messenger RNA. It is a transcript of the gene EIF2AK2, whose product is annotated as eukaryotic translation initiation factor 2 alpha kinase 2. Lineage: Eukaryota; Metazoa; Chordata; Mammalia; Chiroptera; Molossidae. The record is from RefSeq and is a predicted model, not a curated record. Bases 119 to 1702 code for a protein of 527 amino acids. The transcript is spliced from 16 exons. Gene Ontology annotation, biological process: protein phosphorylation. Gene Ontology annotation, molecular function: protein kinase activity; ATP binding.